AUGGCGGAUGGUAUUCCACGAGGUGGGACUCCUCCGGAGCAGGAGAUGGACCCCGACGCCGAGCUCUUGCCUCUCAGUGUCCGACCGUUCGAUCCGGUGACCUACAGGCCAGCGAUUCACGUGCUACCUCCUGAUGGUCUUCGCCAGUUCAGGACUUUUGAUAGGGGUGUGCCACGAAAGCUUCUUCUGUGCGAGCCAGAGUCGCAUCUGUCUUACGGCGCUUCUGAGACAGUUGGAGCUGAGGCUGAUGAUGAUAGGAUUCAGCUCCUUUUGUCGGAGGUCAAGGGUAAGGAUAUAACGGAGCUCAUUGCAUCUGGACGAGAGAAGUUGGCAUCAGUUCCUUCUGGUGGCGGUGAUGCUGUUGCAGUGACCUCAUAUGGUGGUGGAGCUACUGCAGCAGCUCCAGCAGCAGCUGAGCCCAAGAAAGAGGAAAAGGUGGAAGACAAAGAGGAGUCAGAUGAUGAUAUGGGCUUCAGUCUUUUUGACUAAGGGGUUCAGAUUCCUUCUUUCCUCCACAAUUCAGUGUAAUGUAUGCUUGAACUUUUUGUUAUGCAGAGUGACUGUAGUUUUUGGUUUUUUAUUU
Camellia sinensis is the source of this 583-nucleotide messenger RNA. Lineage: Eukaryota; Viridiplantae; Streptophyta; Magnoliopsida; Ericales; Theaceae. The record is from RefSeq and is a predicted model, not a curated record.